AUGAUUCCGGCAUUACGUUCGAUCGAUAGUCUUUUCAAUCGAUUUGAUGAAUUAUCAAAGUGCCAUAAAAACUUUUUAUCUGAUUUCGAUAACAAAAUUUCUGUCGCAAAAAACCCACUACGAGAUAUUGUUCGUUCAGAAGAAGAACAACAAAAAUCAACAAAAGAUAUUUUAUUUGCGAUUACUAAAAAUGAUAAAAAAAUAGGAUCGAUUAAAACAUUAGAAGAUUUUCACCGCAAUAUCAUAAAAAAUCGAUAUCUUCAUCGACCACCAAAUUAUGCGCCCAGUGAUAAACCAUUAUUCAAUCGUACAAUAUCAAGAACAUCUUCAAUGGCUACUGAAUCGACUACACUUUCAAAUACAUCAGAAACAAUUGUGAACCCGCCGCUUGUAUCUCAACUAUCAGUAGGACCAAUAUCAAAUAAAAAUAUCGAUGAAGUAAAAGUUCAUGUAUCAACGAAUAUCAAACCAAAAUGUCUACAACAGAAUUCAUCGCCUACAAAACGAUCUACACGCAGUAAAAUCAAAGUAUUCAGUAUGGAAACUGUUAAUCGUCUUUCAAAACCAAAGAUUUAUCAUCAAAUGCCUAGUGAAAAACCAAGAAAAAAAUAUAUCCAACGGCGACCAAAACGUCGCGAAAAUGUGACAAAAGAUAAGUUGAAAUGCUCUACGUCAUCAUUCAUUUCACUACCACCUAUAAAACGAACAAAAGCCACAAAAAUAGAAUCCGUUUCUAAAUGGUCUAAAAUAAAAAACAAUACUCAAACGCAAAACCCGCAAAAAAAGCCUACAGCAGAUUUUUCGUCUGGCCCAUUUGCUGUUAUUACAACGGUACCUAUUCUUCGUCUUACGUUUCCCACGCAUUUAGAACAGCAACUACCGCCACUGGGCGUCUUACCGAAAAUAAUUACCAAAAACAAACGAUGGACGGCGCAUUCUUUAGCAUGA
Molecule: messenger RNA, 948 nt
Organism: Rotaria socialis
Lineage: Eukaryota; Metazoa; Rotifera; Eurotatoria; Philodinida; Philodinidae
Source: the annotation of a GenBank genome assembly